Schistocerca americana (American grasshopper) is the source of this 934-nucleotide messenger RNA. RefSeq lists its product as uncharacterized. Lineage: Eukaryota; Metazoa; Arthropoda; Insecta; Orthoptera; Acrididae. The record is from RefSeq and is a predicted model, not a curated record. Bases 102 to 572 code for a protein of 156 amino acids. The transcript is spliced from 4 exons.
CGAGAAAAUGCUAUACCAUCAGUUUUCCCUACACACCCAAAACAUUUGCAAAAGGAGUCGAAGAAAAUGUUUACGAACCAGUUUGGUUUGCAUACCAGCUUAUGGGAUCGUUUCUUCUCCCAGUAUAUAACAACAAGAUUGGUUUGAAUUCAGAUACGCAAUCAACAUCAUCAGAAACACUUGGCGAAGAAAUGGUGAAUAAAGCCCAGGAGACAGAAAAUUACAACAGUGUGGUGGGUUCCUCGACUCCUGCAUCUACAGUUUCUUCACCAUCUACAAGUAAAUCUAUGGAGAAAUCUCGUUGUCGCACUGCUUUGAAUAUAGCGGAACAGCUAAUGACCAGGGCCUUUGGUCAAUUAACGAAUGUACUUAGUCAACGUCCAUCAUGUGCAAAUGCUGAAGAUGAUGAAUGUGAUAUGUAUGGUAAGCUAUUAGCUAAAAAGAUGCAGGAACUGCCUCAAGAUGACAGGAAAUUAAUGAUGUAUGAAAGAGGUCAUUUUCGUGUGAAACACCAUUCCCUCAUAAUUCAUUUCAAUAUUCUAGACCAUCAUCAGUGUCAAGUGGAUAUAUAGUAGUACCAAACUGCUCAGCACAUGUUCAGACGUCAUUUUCUGAACCUUCUACCCCAAGUCAUGACCCCUUCACUAUCAAUCCCAUCUCCAAUUUUGAAAGAUCCUCCACUCCUUUACCACCACCACAUAUCCUUGAAAUAGAGAUGACAACGUAACUAUUUACACAACCAAAUCCAACCCUUCAAAGCCCACCUCUACAAUUACAGUAAUAACCGGUACUGGUAUUUGAUGGAAUAAUCGUGCUUCAGAGGCAAAACAUUAUUAACGAAGCAUUCGAGAAAGCUUACAAAGAUUUUGAGCAGUAUGAUACUAGAGCAUAAGUAAUAACAAUUGUACAGAUCACUGAUUAAUAUUUUUGUACA